UUCCCUCCGGGCUUCCCCGAUUGUUGUGGCCUGUCGGAAGCGGCGGAGGUGUGCGCAGGCGCGCCUCGAGAACUCACCUGUCUUCCGGCUCUACCUGUCCGCGCUGGAGCCGGAGGAUGCGGCUGCGCUCGGGGGUCUUCGCCUCCGCCUGCCUGCUAGUGCAGGCGCUGGGCGUCGGGCUCUUCCUCAGGGGCUUCUUCCCGGUGCCGGUGAGGUCGCUGCCUAGGAGCGGGGCGCUUGCCGGGCCGCCGGCGGAGCCGCCUCCCACAGGAUUCUCUUCCAACUGGACGAAGGUGCCAUCCCCUGUCUUUAAAAAAACUGUCAUAGUACUGAUUGAUGCCUUGCGAGAUGACUUUGUGUUUGGCUCGAAAGGCAAAAGGUUCAUGCCCUACACAACCCAGUUGGUGGAAAGGGGAACAUCUCAUAGUUUUGUAGCGGAAGCCAACGCACCUACAGUCACCAUGCCUCGAAUUAAGGCACUGACAACGGGGAGCAUCCCGGGUUUCAUCGAUGUCAUCAUGAAUCUCAAUUCUCCAGCAUUGCUGGAAGACAACUUGAUACAGCAGGCCAAAGCAGCUGGGAAAAGGAUAAUCUUCUAUGGUGAUGAUACUUGGGUUCGACUAUUUCCAAAGCAGUUUGUAGAAUAUGAUGGAACAACAUCUUUUUUUGUCUCGGACUAUACAGAGGUUGAUGAUAAUGUUACCAGACACUUGGAUAAUGUGAUGAAAAGAGAAGACUGGGACCUGCUCAUCCUUCACUACUUGGGGCUGGACCAUAUUGGUCAUCUGAGUGGACCACACAGUCCUUUAAUAGGGCCAAAGCUUUCUGAAAUGGAUAACAUCAUCAAGAAGAUUCAUACUUCUCUCCUCUCCAAGGAGGAGGGAGAGGUGGCUUCACCCCACCUGCUUGUUGUGUGUGGCGACCAUGGGAUGUCCGAAACAGGGAGCCACGGGGGAUCCUCGGAGGGCGAAGUGCGGACGCCCCUGCUUUUCGUCAGCUCUGCUUUCGACAGGGCCGGGGGUCUCCUGAAACCUCCAGAGCUUGUUCAGCAGACUGACUUAGCCGUCACGCUGGCCAUUGGCCUUGGCUUGCCCAUCUCAAGGAACAGCGUCGGGCAGCUUUUGUUGCCUGUUGUGCAGCAGAAGACGGUGAGAGAACAGCUGCGGUACUUGCAUUUAAAUGGAUUCCAGCUUAGCAGACUCCUCCAGGAGAACAUGGCUACCUAUGAAAAAGAUCCUGGAUUCCAGCAGUUUAAGAUGGUGGAAAAAUCCCACGGAAGUUGGCUCAAGCUCUAUUUGGAAGGGAAUACCUCGGAAGUCCUCAGAAACCUUGGCAAAAAAGUUCUCAGGCAGUAUUUAGAGGCCAUCAGGGUCCUGAGCUCUUCAUUAAGCAAGCAAGUGGCACAAUACGACACAUAUUCAAUGAUAGUGGGGACCGUCAUUAUUCUGGAGGUGCUGGUGCUGCUUCUAUUGAGUACCGCAAAAGCUCUAAGCAGCAGGGCGGAACUGGAAGUGCCCCUCUCCCUAUUGUGUUCUCUGCUGUUCUACCUGACAUGCCUGAUGCUCUGUACGGUUCAUGUCGUCGUGUGCACUUCGGCAGAGAGCUCGUGCUAUUUCUGCAGCAUCUCAUGGCUAACAGCCACUGGAGUGAUUGUGCUGAUUUCCGGGCUUCUCUGCGUCGUUCUCUCUGCCCUGGAAAAUGUGUUUGUGAACCCCAAACUAAUGACAAAGAAUCCAGCUGCCGCUACUUCCAGCUGGUCUGAAUUUGACGUGCUCAUCCUGGCAGGCACCAUUGGCCAUGUGUCAAGUCUGGGCGCUAGCAGCUUCAUUGAAGAGGAGCACCAAACUUGGUACUUCCUCGUCAGUACCCUCUGCCUUGCCCUCUGCCAGGAGACCUGCAGGCACUGUUUCCUGGCUAAAGACUGCGAUCUUCAGCUUCCCUCUUCAUCCAAAGCAGACCCUGAAAAUGUCAAAGGAGCCCACCACCACAGGGAUGAUGCUGGGUUCCUGCAGGAUGCCCCGAAAACGGGCAAGGCUGCCAACUCUGAGAGCACAAGGGGCUCCGAGAAGUGGAUGGUAUUGGCCACUCCCUGGGUUGUUCUCAUUUGCUGCCGUUUGCUUCGCUCGCUAAAUCAGACUGGGGUUCAGUGGGCUCACAAGCCAGAUUUUGGCCACUGGUUGACAAGUUCUGAACAUAAAGCUGAACUUUCUCUCGUGGCAUCUGUAUCUCUAGCUAUGAUUUUUAUUCUUGUGCAGCGGAGAUGUUCUCUGGUUUCAAAAAUAGCAAUGGCACUUGGACUCUUGGGAGUGUACAGUUACCGGGCAGCCAUUGGAAAUGUGGAAUUUCCAUGGCAACGAGACAGCAAAGAUAUUUCAAAGGGCAUAAUUGAAGCACGCUUCGUCUAUGUCUUUGUUCUUGGCAUCGUCUUCACAGGCACCAAAGACUUGCUCAAAUCUCAGGUUCUCUCGACAGACGCUAAGACAAAGUUUAUAGGAUUGUGGGAAAUCUACAGCGGGUUGGUCCUGCUGGCUGCGCUUUUGCUCAGGCCUCACAACUUGCCCGUCUUGGUCUUCUGUCUUCUCAUCCAAGCCAUGAUGACAAAGUAUGUCUGGAAGCCGCUGGAGUUUGAUGCAGCUCAAGUUACCAUCAUGCAUUACUGGUUUGGACAAGCGUUCUUCUUUUUCCAGGGCAACUCAAACAGCAUUGCCUCUGUGGAUGUUUCGGCUGGCUUUGUCGGGCUUGAUAACUACGUGGAAAUCCCGGCCAUCUUCCUAACUGGAUUUGCGACAUAUUCUGGACCUUUGUUGUGGGCCAUUCACUUGCUGUGCUAUUUGAGCUCUGAAGUGAGCAGGAAUCCUUCAGCCAUGGGGCACGGCUGCUUCUGUUACGCGCUGCUGCGUUCCAUCCCGGUUGCCGUGUACAUCAUCUUGGUCACGGGCCUGCGGUACCACCUCUUCAUCUGGAGCGUUUUCUCGCCAAAGCUUCUCUACGAGGGGGUGCAUGUCUUCAUCACGGCAGCCGUGUGCACCUUCUUCACAGCCAUGGAUCACAACCACUUGCGUAAAGUCCAAGACUGAAAGCAACCAUUAAGGCAGAGUCUUGCAUAAUUUCAAGCGACGGACUGAAUUUCUACUAUGGAAUGUGGAUUCUUGCCAUUAGAUUGAUAUUUAAAAGUUAACUGGGUAUCUAUUUUUGGCAAACAUGUUUAUACAUGCAUACAUAUCUACACACACACACACACACACACACACACACACACACACACAUUGCAUUGCAGAUUCUGGCUUGAAGUGCUGAUCCAAGCGUAACAGGCCGUGUGGUGGGGAACGGUAUCUAAAUUUCAGUUGGACUAUAAAUGGAUUGUUAGAUCGCAUCCCUUCCGUGCCAGUUUUCAUUGCCUGCCUUAACUACAGUUAAGCAUCACAUUGGCAUAGAUGUUGAUUGCAAUGGAAACUAGCCAGGCUCUGUUCUCUAUCUUACAAAACCAGAGUUUGAAGCUGGUUAACAGGCACUGGUCAAGUGGGCAUUUGGCUUGACUUAACUAUGAUUAAUGAAGGGACGCAGGUGGCGCUGUGGGUUAAACCACAGAGCCUAGGGCUUGCUGAUCAGAAGGUCGGCGGUUCGAAUCCCUGCGACGGGGUGAGCUCCCGUUGCUCGGUCCCAGCUCCUGCCAACCUAGCAGUUCGAAAGCACAUCAAAGUGCAAGUAGAUAAAUAGGAACCGCUACAGCGGGAAGGUAAACGGCGUUUCCGUGUGCUGCUCUGGUUUGCCAGAAGCGGCUUUGUCAUGCUGGUCACAUGACCUGGAAGCUGUACGCCGGCUCUCUCGGCCAAUAAAGCGAGAUGAGCGCUGUAACCCCAGAUUCGGUCACAACUGGACCUACCGGUAAUGGUCAGGGGUCCCUUUACCUUUAACUAUGAUUAAUACCCAUUGCUAACUAUUAAAUGGUGGUUAUAGUAAUCAGUGGCAAUUGGUGCUGGAAGUGGUCACAGGCUGCCCCCGAUUUCUUAAAUGCACCACAAUUGUCCAUGUUGUGUAUGCACUAUCUGGGUUUGAACAUCUGAACAGGAUAAUCUCUUGAGAAGUUCUUACUGGUCUUCAUUCCUUCAUAUUGGAGUUUAGAUGAAAAUCUACCAGUCUUUAACAGAUUGCUGGGGCUAGGGUUGUCUCUAUCACUGGGACUGUAUGUUGAAAUUUUUUUCCACUCCUGCACUGCAUUUCUCAUUUGUUAAUCAUAACUUGAAUAAGUAAAGUUUUUAUCUCCUUAUCAAAUUCCAUGGAGUGCUGGCUGAUGAACCUCACUCAAAGGUUAAAACUGUGAAGAAGAUUCUCUCCAAAACAAUUACUUGUAUUUUUGUUGUUGUUCCUUUGAUAUAUUCUGAACAUUAUGGCUCACAAUGUGACAGGAUGCUGUGAACUGGAGAUUAGACACACACAUACAUUUAUACCAUAGCUGCCAAGUUAUCCCUUUUUUUAAGGGAUUUUCCAUUAUGCUGAAUAGGCUUCCUCGCGAGAAAAGGGAAAACUUGGCAGCUAUGAUUUAUACACACAUGCAUCACAGUUAUAUGAAUGUAGCUCUCAUAGUUUCCUGUAGUUUUCUGCAGUCAAAGACUAUGAAGGCGCUCUGGCAGGCUUAAAAAUGCUGGCAUAUCUGUAAAUAUGUGUGUGAAAUUCUUUAUAAGCAUUACUGGAAUGGGUUUUUUAAUAGGGAAAAGCAACUAAUUCCAUUAUUUUUGAUAGCUGAAUUGUAGCAUGGAAAUGUUGCAAGUUAUAUAUGCAAUUAUAUAAAUAAGCUAUCGGCGAAUGUCAGUGUACUUGCAGCUGACAGCAAGCUUUGCUUAAGAAAUGCAAAAUCUAUGUUUAAAAAAAGAAGAGUUAUACUUAUUUAUGAUAACUUUAACUCUCCUGGGUGAGACCUUAUUUUUUGGUAUUAGCGUGUGUUCAGAGGCUACCUUUCUGAGAAUACAGCCCUUGUGGGGUGAGUGGGAGCUGGUUGUGGGUGCUUACUCACAUGGUGUUAGGAGGCGGGUAUGCUGCAUUUAUCCACCUGUACUUACCCUGUGACUCAUUCUCAGAUCAUGGAGGCAGGAAAAAGCCCAUACAGCCUGGCCCAAACUUCAUAUUCUCUGUUUAUAGUGUCAGGCCAAAGCUCAUUCACAUUCUCAGGUUAAGCACUCAAGUAUUAUCCAAGCAAGCCCCAUAUUAUUCAAGCUUCUCACGUUUGGUGAAAUGGUCAUAGAAUCAUAGAGUUGGAAGAGACCACAAGGGCCAUCCAGUCCAACCCCCUGCCGAGCAGGAAACACCGUCAAAGCAUUAUUGACAUAUGCCUGUCAAGCCUCUGCUUAAAGACCUCCAAAGAAGGAGACUCCACCACACUCCUUGGUAGCAAAUUCCACUGCCGAACAGCUCUUACUGUCAGGAAGUUCUUCCUAAUGUUUAGGUGGAAUCUUCUUUCUUGUAGUUUGAAUCCAUUGCUCCGUGUCCGCUUCUCUGGAGCAGCAGAAAACAACCUUUCUCCCUCCUCUAUAUGACAUCCUUUUAUAUAUUUGAGCAUGGCUAUCAUAUCACCCCUUAACCUUCUCUUCUCCAGGCUAAACAUACCCAAUUCCCUAAGCCGUUCCUCAUAAGGCAUCGUUUCCAGGCCUUUGUCCAUUUUGGUUGCCCUCCUCUGGACACGUUCCAGCUUGUCAGUAUCCUUCUUGAACUGUGGUGCCCAGAACUGGACACAGUACUGGACACAGUACUCCAGGUGAGGUCUGACCAGAACUGGACACAGUACUGCAGGUGAGGUCUGGUGUCAGAUCUAAACGUCUAACCGGGGUAUACUCUCCUCCCGUGGCGUGGAAGGACAGAAUGCUUUGUGCUGUGACCAACGGUGAUUUACAAGGUGUUUUCAUUCCUUCGUACAGAGAUGCAAGUAAGGACCGCAGAAGCACCAACAAUGGGAUUUAAGUAGCAUCUCUGCAUUUGCAGCUGUUGAUCUCUUAUUGUUUUAAGCUGCACGGUUCUGAAAGCAUUUGAUAUUCACAUGUUAUUGCAAACUCUUGGAAUAGCAAGCAGGGGCAGAGCAAAUAAUGCUGCUGCUCUGGCAAACAGCAACGUUAAUAUUUUUUCCUACUUUAAAAAAAAGAAAUUUUCUCACUAUACUUCGAGGCAGUGUUUUCCAAGUGGAACUGCCUGCCUCCAGAGCAGGUCCUCUCUCCCCGCAUCUCAGUGUGAGUCACUGUUUCGGUUCAGCCCCAGUUGGAAGGAGGCGAAACUGGAAGUGGUGCAAUGAGCAGACUCCUCUGAGGACAGGGAAUUUUGCUCUGUAUAGGGAGGGAGGCAAUUGUCAGAGGUCCCUCUGCUGGAAGCAGGGGGUGGGUGCUCACACCUGGAGCUUACCUGCAUGCUGUGACAUAGUAGGUAAGUACACAGGGCUUACAGGAGUUUUUGAUUGGUUUCUUUAAAAUUUUAAUACUUCUAUUUCUAGUGCAACAAGCUAAUGUGCCCCAAUGCACAAUUUGGUGAAUUACUGCUCCAGGGUAAAUGAACAAUUGAAUCUUUUUCCAAUAAGAAAAAAUAGCUUAUAAGAAACAUUCAAAUCAUGCCACAUCAUGUAAAUCCAGUUUGAGUUUAUCUGAGCAACCACUCUGGCCUGUAUAUAUGCUAAUAUCUAAAAUAGGAUGGCAGUUUUUCAGGCUGUGUUUUUCAUAGGUUAGAUAAGAAUCUUGUUUUAGUUUCAAUAACAAGGAGUCUCUCUGGGCCAAACUAGAUGAGAUGCAGGAGAUUUGAAUCCGGUGGUUUUCAGCUGAUUGCCACAACUUUGGACCGUCAACUAGACUGGGCCUGGGGAAGAGGAUUUAAUUCCCAGUGUGCUUCCCUUUGCUUUGCUGGGGUGGCCUUUGUAUAGGUAGCUGUAUCCUUUUCUUCACAGGGCAAAUGACAACUUACGCAUGUGCUUUUGAUGAGGAAAAUGACUUGGUUUGAUGGAUUUCUGUAUUUUAGUGUUUUGUUGGAAGCCGCCCAGAGUGGCUGGGGGAACCCGGCCAGAUGGGCGGGGUAUAAAUAAUAAAUUAUUAUUAUUAUUAUUAUUAUUAUUAUUAUUAUUAUUAUUAUUGGAAGGAUUGACUUUGCCUUCUCCCGUAUUGGAACCCGUUCCAAUUCUAGGACUCUGAUCUUCCCCCAUCACCCCCAGUUUGGCUAUGACCCUGCUUUAAAAUGCAACUUGAAUGCAGUGUAAACAUGUUUUUCAACCUUCCCUCACAACCUCUCAUCAAACGGGAGGCCAUGACUGCCUAUCUCACACACUGACUCAAUUGAGAUAUUACACUGAGAUAUUACACUAUACAACAUGCCAGGUGGAAACCUCCAAACUGAUACUGCAAGCCAGGAUUACAUCAUGAUUUGUAAAGGGGGGCGGGGGGGGAGGAGGAAUCACACCAGUUUCCCAGUAAGGUGUUAUAGCAAGCCAGUAACUCUUGUACUAAGAUGGGCAUGUGAAGAAGGGAGGAACCACACAGGGACAUUGUGCAUUCCCCAAUCCAGGAAUGUGAUAAUUGAACCAAACAAUUGAACAGCUUUUCUGCCUAAAAGGGCAAAAAAUAUCUGACUUCUUAGGUCAGGCAUAGGCAACCUUGGCUCUCCAGAUGUUUUGGAACUACAACUCCCAUGAUCCCUGACCACUGGCCCUGUUAGCUAGGGAUCAUGGGAGUUGUAGUUCCAAAACAUCUGGAGAGGCAAGGUUGCCUAUGCCUGCCUUAGGUCAAGCAUUAUAAGAGUGGCACAAGACAUUAUUAUUAGAAUCAUAGAACCACGGAGUUCUAGGCUAGUCAACCCCAUGUAAUACAGGAAUUUCAGCUGAGGCAUACAUGACAGAUGGCCACCCAACCUCUGCUUGAAAACCUCCAAGGAAGGAGACUCCACAACCUCCUGAGGAAGACUUCCACUGUUGAACAGCUCUUACUGUCAGAAAGUUUUUCCAUAUAUUUAAUCGGAAUCUCCUUUCUUGUAACUUGAAGCCAUUGGUUCGAAUCCUACCUUCCUGAGCAGGAGGAAAACUUGUUCCCUCUUCCAUGUGACAGCCCUUAAGAUACCGGUAUUUGUAAAUGGCUAUCAUCUCUCCUCUCAGUCUCCUCUCCUCCAGGGUAAACAUACCCAGAUUAGUACAUUUCCUUUUCAUCUCCAUAGAGGACUCUUGCCUAGUAAUGACCAGUCGUUGCUUCUGAAAGUUUUGAGCGCUUCAAGUAAAUGAUCUUGUGCCAUGUCUUUGGACGUAGGAACCUUUCAUUUCAUAGUGGCUGCUAUGUCCAUUUGCCAGGAAAGAUUAGGACUCCAAAAAUGGAUUAAGAGAAAUUAGUGAAGACAUCUUAUUAUUUCGCUUAGGGCCUCAUUGCACAGUGGAUUUUAAUUUGUAUGCAUUAAGUACAGUAUGUCAAAAAUAUAAAGGUGCAAAUUCAACAAACUUAUUCACAAAAGCACAUCUCAGUCCAGUAGACAUGGCAGGGAGCUGGAAUUGGAAUUUCACUUAAGUACCAACAUAUACUAAUUUUAAUGAUUUUUGCUUUAGCAGCAUCUGUGAAGUUGAUGCUUUACACAGCAACAUAGACAGGCUCGUCUCUUUCCUAAACUAUUUUGUGUACAGAUUUGCGUAUGGCCCUGCUUUAGAUCUUAAAAUGCAUGAACUGUACUUCUCAUGCAAGUCUACUUUGCUGCUGCAUAUUGUGUGAUGUCUGUUAGGCUGUAGUGGACAGCACAGCACUAAGUGACCUUUUCAUGACAACUCCCAAAGAAAGUUAUAUUUCUUUUGUUCUCCAGAUAGGUCAUGCGUGGAUGUAAUGUUCAACCAUCCUUUGUGCUAAACAUGGUUUGUUGUCUUAAUUCUGAGCGAGACCCUCAAUAUACAGUAAAAUGGUAGCUUGGCUUGUCAAGUUAAGGUCUGUCCCCAAGGACAGCCGCUUGCCACGUUGCAAGCGGAGAAGCUGGAGGGGCAGAGAAACUGCCUUAACCAUUGUUGGUUUGGUGUAGAUCCUAUUCUUUACCUAUGGUUUGCAUGCCCACAUGAAACCAUGGUUUAUGGCCAGUAUUAACCAUCGUUAAGGAAAACAAACCAUGGUAUAAACUACAGUAUGUGCAGCGCGUUAGUUUUUUUCCAUUAGAAUUAAUCUCUCUCUCCAGCUAACAUAUCUGUUGGAUGGGCUUUGCUUUAUGAUGAAUGUCAGAAAAGAAGUGUUGCUGUUUUAAAUAACUUCUGUGCUCAUGAGACCUGCUGCUGUUCAAAGGCAGCUUGCUCCCCAAGAGGUUUGUAACACAUCUGUCAGGAUUUUGGCCCAACAAGGAAAUUCUUUUGGGGAGCAGGAAACAGCAAAUUUGAAUUUACUGCAAAAAGCCAGAUAGGCAUGCUUACUAUAUACAAUUUUCUCUACUGCAGGAUUUCUACUAGUUUGGAGACACAACUGCUUCUCUGACACACACACACACACACACACCAGCCACUUGACAUUCAGGCGGGUAGCCAGUUCUUCAGGUCAUAACCCAGGAUCCCAUGUAAAUCUUUAAGCUCAAGAUUGUUUUAAGAAUUGACCUUUAUUCGGUGUCCAUUUGCUUAAUUAGGUAAUGCAUUGUAGCUCAAAUUCCCUGCUGUUUUGAAAAGAUACAUUUUAAUGGGAAAGUUUGCUUCCCUGCAGUAUGAUACGAGGCCCAUUGAAUUGGCCAGUUUGCGCAAUCAGACUCAUGUAGCAAAUGUUGUUUUGUUUCCUCAGGAACAUCAGGUUGCAACUGUUUGCAUCUGUGUGUUGAGAGAAAAGUGCUUAUUUGUAUGCAUUCUCCCCCAAGGAGAAAUAUAUAUAUAUUUAUAGCUUUUCCUAGGCAUGGUACUUAAACUGAACCCUUAUUCUCUGGCAAUCUACGUAGUUCUCUGUGUAGCUAAUCCCUCCCACCCCUCUUUUUUGGGAGGAGCAGUUCAAACUAGCCCUAAAUCAUAUAUUUCCUGUUAUAAAGCUUUCUGGAAAUAGACAUGGAAACCAUAAGGUUGAAAACAAAUACUUUUUAAAGAAAGAGUUGGGGCUGAUGCAGUGCAUCUUGGGGACUUGCUGCAAGUUUAUUACAGUGGUACCUCGGGUUAAGAACUUAAUUCGUUCCGGAGGCCCGUUCUUAACCUGAAACUGUUCUUAACCUGAGGUACCACUUUAGCUAAUGGGGCCUCCCGCUGCUGCAGCACCGCCACUGUGCGAUUUCUGUUCUCAUCCUGAGGUAAAAUUCUUAACCUGAGGUACUACUUUGGGUUAGCGUUUGUACCCCGAAGCGUUUGUAACCCGAGGUACCACUGUAGUUACUUGAAGUCCACCAUGAAAUCAAAAUUAACUUUGGCAUAGGUAGGAAGGAAGGAAGGAAGGAAGGAAGGGGUCUGAUUUUGGGUGGUAGGGGGUUAAUGGUAAUGGAGAAAAGCCUAAAUCCCCAAGCUUUGAAGGAGUGAAUUGAGUGUGUGUUUAGAUGAUUCCAGGCUGAAAUGCCAGAAUACUGUUACUUCUAGUUCUUUGAUAACAAACUGAAUCAGCAUUUAAUAGUUUUAAAGCAUUCUUGUUCCUUAAGACACCGGCUUUGUACAAAUUGAAACGUGGGUUAAUCUUUGCGUUGACUUGCAGCCCAAGCCUAUGAAUGUUUGCUCAGAAGUCCCCCUGUGUUCAGUAGAGCUCACUCCCGGGUCAUUGUGCAUGGAAUUUCAACCUCCGAAUUGGGAGGGUGUGGGUCAUUCUAGAAUCAUAGAGUUGGAAGAGACCACGAGGGCCAUCCAGUCCAACCCCUUGCCAAGAAGGAAACACCAUCAAAGCAUUCUUGACAUAUGCCUGUCUAGCCUCUGCUUAAAGACCUCCAAAAAAGGAGACUCCACCACACUCCUUGGUAGCAAAUUCCACUGCCGAACAGCUCUUACUGUUCUUUCAGUCAGGAAGCCGAAAGGACAAGGAAUACUGCUAGGCCUGAAAGGAUAGCUUUCAGGACUGAAGUGGGCAAUGAUGAGUGUCUAGGCAGAGGAAAUAAAUAUUCUAAGUCCAGGGCAGAAAUUGAAGGCACUUGCAAGAGUCACUACAAUGAGAAUUUCAGUGUUGGCAGUGUUCCCUUGUUUUCAGCUUCUGUUGACUUCUGAUUAGCCCAUGUUUUAAUUCCCUGUUUGUGUGUGUUCUGUACACGAGUUAUUUCUCCUGUUCUGAAUAAAGUUUGUUUGUUUUUCUUUUGA
Messenger RNA from Zootoca vivipara (common lizard), 11212 nucleotides. RefSeq names its product phosphatidylinositol glycan anchor biosynthesis class G (EMM blood group) (gene PIGG). NCBI's taxonomy places the organism in Eukaryota, Metazoa, Chordata, Lepidosauria, Squamata, Lacertidae. Gene Ontology annotation, cellular component: endoplasmic reticulum membrane. The record is from RefSeq and is a predicted model, not a curated record. Gene Ontology annotation, biological process: GPI anchor biosynthetic process.